Vicia villosa (hairy vetch) is the source of this 1348-nucleotide messenger RNA. RefSeq names its product phenylcoumaran benzylic ether reductase Betv6-like. Lineage: Eukaryota; Viridiplantae; Streptophyta; Magnoliopsida; Fabales; Fabaceae. The transcript has 5 exons. The record is from RefSeq and is a predicted model, not a curated record. Gene Ontology annotation, molecular function: oxidoreductase activity. The coding region runs from base 100 to 1026 and encodes 308 amino acids.
AUCCCUUUAUUCUCCACAACCACACCCACAAUCAAGUUAAUCACAAACUCACAAGUGCUUUCAAUUUCUACUUCAAACUUUUAAUCUUUAGUCAGGAUCAUGGCACAGAAGAGCAAAAUCCUAGUCCUAGGAGGAACAGGUUACAUAGGAAAAUUCAUAGUUGAGGCAAGUGCAAAAGCAGGACACCCCACGUUUGCUUUAGUUAGAGAGACCACAGUUUCUCAUCCUGAAAAAUCAAAGCUUAUUGAAAGCUUCAAAAGCUCUGGAGUUACUUUGGUUUAUGGUGAUCUAGCUGAUCAUGAAAGUCUUGUUAAGGCAGUUAAGCAAGUUGAUGUUGUUAUUUCUACACUUGGUGGAGCACAAAUCAAUGAUCAAGUGAAGCUCAUAGCAGCCAUAAAAGAAGCACGAAACAUCAAGAGGUUUUACCCAUCUGAAUUCGGAUUGGACGUUGAUCGUCACCACGCCGUUGAGCCUGUGAUCAGCUUCUUUGACCAAAAAGUGAAAAUCCGAAGAGCCGUUGAAGCCUCCGGAAUUCCUUACACAUACAUCAGCUCGAACGCCUUUGCCGGAUACUUUCUCCCGACACUAGUACAACAAAAUGUCACAGCUCCUCCCAGGGACAAAGUGGUCAUUCUUGGAGACGGAAACGUCGCAGGUGUAUAUGUGAAGGAGGAAGAUAUUGCAACUUUUACCAUUAAAACAGUGGAUGAUCCAAGAACAUUGAACAAAACUGUAUACUUCAGACCUCGUGACAAUGUUUUGACUUUCAAUGAGCUUGUUUCCAUAUGGGAGAAUAAGAUUAAGAGUACCCUUGAGAAAAUCUAUGUUCCAGAAGAUCAAAUUCUUAAGAGUAUUCAAGAGUCUCCUUUUCCUGCGAAUUUGAUGUUGGCUUUAGGUCAUUCAUUGCUAGUAAAGGGUGAUAGUACAAACUUUGAGAUUGAAUCUUCUUUUGGAGUGGAAGUUACUGAGCUUUAUCCUGAGGUGAAAUAUACUACUGUCGACGAGUAUUUGAAUGCAUUUGUUUGAGGUAUAACAAACAUGGUUUGCGAAAGUCAAUAAAACGGAACAUGUUUAGUACUGGUCAAAUUUUCGUAUUAUGUUUUUGUGUUCGUUACUACUUGUGUUGUUUAUGUUAUCAUCAAGAGAAUCAUUUCAGAUUUUACUUUGUAAUGUUGGUUUUGUCGUGUAUUGAAUGAAUAAUGAAGAUCUGUUACAACGUGGUUAGCACUAUGAAAUUGUCGUGUAUAUUUGUGAUUUUAGUUAGGUGAACACUCCGGUACCCUUGAGUUUAGAUGGGUACCGGUACCCUCGACCAAUCAAAUGCUAUAAUUUUAUGCCAUGUCAUUUA